AUUCCAAUCGAAAUAGAUGACCCACGUGCCAAAAUUUUCGCAAUAACACACGCUUGUUCAAAAUUUGAUUGUAAACAAACUAUCCAUUUCAGGAACAAUGUCAAGAAUAUUUAUUGAAAAUCUUCCCAAAAAUAUUACCCAAGAGGUAUUGAAACAAAAAUUUGCUGAAAAAGGUGAAAUAACCGAUAUUCAACUAAGACAAGAUAAAAGAAAUGCAUUUAUUGGUUAUAAACAACCAGAACAAGCACAGAAUGCAGUGGAUUAUUUCAACAAAACAUUUAUUCAUACAUCGAAAAUAACUGUUAAGAUUUGUGACAGUUUUCGUUUAAAUAAAAAAGCAGAAAAAUCUCAAACAAUUCAAGAUGAAAAAACUGAUGAUGAUUCGAAGAAAAAGAAACGACAAAAAAUCGAUCCAUUUGAAGAGGUUCGAAAUGAUCCAGAAUUUGAGGAUUUUCUUCGUCUACAGCGAAAUAUCGAUGUGGAUAACAAAUGUAAGGAAAUUUGGAAAGAUGAUGUUAUUGCCAAUGUUCUCGAUGAUCAAGAUGAAGAAAAUGAUGAUGAAUGUGACAAUAUUGAUGAUGAUGAUGAUAAUCAAAAUAAAGAUGUUGAAAAACGUUUAAAAAAGACAUUUGAUUUUACUGUUAAAAUUCGUGGUCUCCCUUACAAGAUUAAAAAAUCUCAAUUAAAAGAAUUUCUUAAACCAAUCAAACCUAUGAGUAUGAGAUUUGUACCGCAUGUAAAAGGAAUAGCAUAUGUAUCAUUCAAAAAUGCUUCUGAUCUACAACAGGCAAUGAUCAAACAUCGUGGUUUUAUUGAUGGUCAUCGGAUUGAGAUUACUAAUAUGGAAGGACAAAAACAAAAAACCGAAGUUGCAAUAGGAAAUGGUAAAAAAAUCGAACAAAACAAAUCAAAUAAUGAUGAUGGUGAUAAUGAUGAACAACAGAAAAAAGAACAACCCGAACCGAUUAGUGAAUCUGGUAGGAUUUUUAUUCGAAACCUAUCCUAUACUUGUACAGAAGAUGAUCUGCGAGAAUUAUUUGAAAAAUUCGGUACGAUUACUGAACUUCAUAUGCCUAUCGAUUCGUAUACGAAAAAACCGAAAGGUUUUGCUUUUGUUACAUACAUGUUUCCUGAGCAUGCUAUAAUUGCGUUCAAUCAAUUGGAUAAAACAGAUUUUCAAGGUCGUCUUAUACAUUUAUUACCGGCUCAUAUGAAAAGUGAAUCCACUUACAAUGGUCCUCCACCACCUUCAGAUGAUGAAAUGGAUGAUGAUCAACAACAGAAAAAAUCUUCAACAUUUAAACAAAAUAAAAAUGAAGAAAAUCGUCAAGAUGCUCAAAAUACUACACGUUGGAAUACAUUAUUUGUACGUUCGAAUGCUGUAGCUGAUAUAAUGAGUAAAAAUUUAAAUAUGAACAAAUUAGAUUUGCUUACACAAUCGGAUCGAAAAUCUGGUAAUGCAGCUGUACGGAUGGCAUUAGGCGAAGCACAGAUUGUAAACGAAAUUAAACAAUUUUUAAUAAAAAAUCAAGUUCAUCUGGAAUCAUUUGAACGUGGUAUUGAUUGUCCUCGUAGUCGUACAACAAUUCUGGUCAAAAAUCUUCCUGCCGAUACACAGGAAAAAGAGAUUCAAACAUUAUUUGAAAAAUACGGUUUAAUCAAUCGAGUUAUAUUGCCACCAUAUGGAUUAACAGCAAUCGUCGAAAUGCAAGAACCAAAUGAAGCAAAAUUUGCAUUCAAAAAAUUAGCUUACAGUAAUUUUAAACAUUAUCCAUUAUUUUUAGAAUGGGCACCUGAAGAUGUAUUCGCAGGUACAUUGACUGAAUCAUCCGAUAAAUCAAAUGUUGAAGAAAAACCUGAAGAGAUACCCAUUGAAGAUGGUUCAACAAUAUUUGUUAAAAAUCUUAAUUUCGAUACAACUGAAGAAGAUUUUCGCCAAUAUUUUGAAGAUAAAAUUGGUCCUGUUCAUUCGGCGACGAUUGCAACGAAAAAAACGCCCAAAGGAAUUUUAUCUAUGGGAUAUGGUUUCAUUCAAUUUUAUCAAUCUAAAAUGGCCAAAGAAGCGAUUAAAAAGUUACAGAAUUCAAAAUUAGAUGGUCAUCAAAUAGAAAUUAAAUUAUCCAAUCGAACGACAUCAUCAACAAAUAAAACCGAAAUCGUUAACAGAAAAAACCUUACGGGUAAAAAUCGUUCCGGUCAAAAACAGACCGGAUCGAAAAUAUGUGUCAAAAACAUUCCGUUCGAAGCUACCGUUGAAGAUGUUCGAAAAAUUUUCAGUACAUUUGGUCAGAUUAAAUCGAUACGAAUACCGAAAAAAUUGGCCGGUACAUCACAAUAUCGUGGUUUUGGUUUUGUUGAUUUUACUACAAAAGAAGAUGCAAAACGUGCAUUUGAUGCUCUUUCAUCAAGUACACAUCUUUACGGUCGACCAUUAGUAUUGGAAUGGGCUAAAAAUGAUUCAGUAAUGAAUAACGACAAUAACGAUAAUAUUGAUGAUAAUGAUGACGAUAAUCAUCGUGACGAAGGUAGACAAAUAGGUGCCAAAAUGGUUAGAUAUUUUCGACAAAAUUUAGAUGAUUCAAAAAAAUCCACAUCAUUAACAACAACGACGACAACAGCAACUAAACGUUUACGACGAAAUGAUUUAUUAGACGAUUUAAAGCGUCAUCCAAAUAAUAUUGAUUCGAAUGAACAAGAUAACGAUAACGAUGAUUUUUUUUCAGGAAAAAAAUGACAACUGUUUUUUAAUGAUUAAAUGCUACCACUAUUGCCGAAAUCAUUGUAUACAACAAAAAAAAAAGAUGCGGGAUUUUGA
Molecule: messenger RNA, 2815 nt
Organism: Dermatophagoides pteronyssinus (European house dust mite)
Lineage: Eukaryota; Metazoa; Arthropoda; Arachnida; Sarcoptiformes; Pyroglyphidae
Product: putative RNA-binding protein 19
Molecular function (GO): RNA binding
Source: RefSeq, a predicted model, not a curated record